Messenger RNA from Cavia porcellus (domestic guinea pig), 6624 nucleotides. It is a transcript of the gene Notch4, whose product is annotated as notch receptor 4. Gene Ontology annotation, cellular component: membrane. The transcript has 30 exons. The record is from RefSeq and is a predicted model, not a curated record. Gene Ontology annotation, biological process: multicellular organism development; regulation of developmental process; cell differentiation. Lineage: Eukaryota; Metazoa; Chordata; Mammalia; Rodentia; Caviidae. Bases 130 to 6099 code for a protein of 1989 amino acids. Gene Ontology annotation, molecular function: signaling receptor activity; calcium ion binding; Notch binding.
AAACAGCUCAGACUUGAAGCUGUUGCAGGCCAAGGAAGAGGAGGAAGGGGCAGUGGGAGCCGAGGAGGUGGCCCUGCAGUGCCAUCCUGAAGAGGGAGAGGGGACCUGGGCGUGGGUGGGGGCUCUGGAAUGCAGCCCCCUUCCCUCCUGCUGCUGCUGCUGCCCUGUUUUCCACUGGCCAUGACCAGAGGGCUGCGGUGCGGGGGUUUCCCAAAGCCCUGCGCCAACGGAGGCACCUGCCUGAGUCCACCUCUGGGGCCCGGGGCCUGCCGGUGCGCCCCCGGCUUCCUGGGUGAGAUGUGCCAGUUUCCUGACCCCUGCCAGGAGGCCCAGCUCUGCCAGAAUGGGGGCAGCUGCCAGGCCCUGCUUCCCACCCCCCUAAGCUCCCCCAGUGCCCCCUCUCCGCCGGCCCCCAGCUUCUUCUGCACCUGCCCCUCCGGCUUCACUGGCAAGCGGUGUGAGGCCCAGCUCGAAGACCCCUGUCCUCCCUUCUUCUGCUCUAAGAAGGGCCGAUGCCACCUGCAGGGCCCAGGCCGCCCAAGGUGCUCCUGCCUGCCUGGGUGGACAGGCGAGCAAUGCCAGCUCCGGGACUUCUGCUCAGCCAGCCUGUGCACCAGCGGAGGCGAGUGUCUGACCACCUACCCCCAGAUCCAGUGCCGCUGCCCACCAGGCUUGAAGGGCCACACCUGUGAGCACGAUGUCAAGGAGUGCUUCCUGGACCAGGGCCCCUGCCCGGAAGGCGCCUCCUGCCAUAACGUCCUGGGCUCCUUCCGGUGCCUCUGCCCUGCAGGCCAGAAGGGUCCCCACUGUGCGCUCCAGAAAGGACCCUGCCCUGCUGGGGGCUGUCCAAAUGGGGGCACCUGCCAGCUGGUGCCAGGGGCAGAUGCCAGCUUUCACCUGUGUCUCUGCCCUCCAGGUUUUACUGGCCUGGACUGUGAGGUGAAUCCAGACGACUGUGCCAAGCACCACUGUCAGCACGGGGGCACCUGCCAGGACGGGCUGGGAGCCUACACCUGCCUCUGCCCAGACACCUGGACAGGCUGGGACUGCUCUGAAGAUGUGGACGAAUGUGAGGCCCAGGCUCCCGCUCGCUGCAGAAACGGGGGCACCUGCCAGAACUCGGCUGGCGGCUUCCACUGUGUGUGUGUGAGUGGCUGGGGCGGCUCAGGCUGCGAAGAGAACCUGGACGACUGCAUUGAUGCCACCUGUGCCCCAGGAUCCACCUGCAUUGACCGAGUGGGCUCCUUUGCCUGCCUCUGCCCACCUGGGCGCACAGGGCUCCUGUGCCACUUGGAGGACAUGUGUCUGAGCCAGCCGUGCCACAGGGAAGCCCAGUGCAGCACCAACCCGCUGACGGGCUCCACCCUGUGCCUGUGCCAGCCUGGCUACUCGGGGCCCACUUGCCACCAGGACCUGGACGAGUGCCAGAUAGCCCAGCAAGGCCCCAGCCCCUGUGAACACGGUGGCUCCUGUCUCAACACCCCGGGCUCCUUCCACUGCCUCUGCCCCCCUGGCUACACUGGCUUGCGCUGCGAAACCGACCACAACGAGUGCCUGUCCCAGCCCUGCCACCCAGGCAGCACCUGCCUGGACCUGCUCGCCACCUUCCACUGUCUCUGCCCACCAGGGUUAGAAGGGCAGCUCUGCGAGGUGGAGACCAACGAGUGCGCCUCAGCUCCUUGCCUCAACCACGCCAACUGCCAGGACCAGCUCAACGGCUUCCUCUGCGUCUGCCAGCCCGGAUACACAGGUACCUGGUGCGAGGAGGACGUGGAUGAGUGUGUGAGCUCUCCCUGCACCAAUGGUGGACACUGCCAGGACCAGCCCGGAGCCUUCCUCUGCAAGUGCCCCGCAGGCUUUGAAGGGCCGCGCUGUGAGACGGAAGUGGACGAGUGUCUGAGUGGUCCGUGUCCCAGCGGAGCCAGCUGCCUCGAUCUCCCAGGAGCCUUCUCCUGCCUCUGCCCCGCCGGCUUCACAGGCCCACUCUGCGAGGUGCCCCUAUGCGCCCCCAACCUGUGCCAGCCCGAGCAGCAAUGCCAAGAACCAGACCAUGGGGUCCACUGCCUCUGCCCCGAUGGAAGCCCCGGCUGCGCCCCUGCAGGGGACAACUGCACCUGCCACCACGGACGCUGCCACAGGUCCGCAUGUGUGUGUGACGUGGGGUGGACCGGGCCGGAGUGUGAGGCAGAGCUGGGGGGCUGCGUCUCAGCCCCCUGUGCCCAUGGGGGGACCUGCCACCCUCGGCCCCCUGGCUACAACUGCACCUGCCCAGCAGGCUACACAGGGCCCACCUGCCAUGAAGAGGUGACAGCCUGCUACUCCGAGCCCUGUCUCAAUGGUGGCUCCUGCAGCCCCCACCCCAGGGGCUACUCCUGCACCUGCCCCCCAAGCCACACAGGGCCCCAGUGCCAAACCUCUGCCGAUCACUGCGCAUCCGCCCCAUGCCUCCACGGUGGCACCUGCGUGGACAGACCCAGCACCUUCUCCUGUGUGUGUGCCGCUGGUUUCCAGGGCUUGCGUUGUGAGAGAAAGGCCGAGCCGAGUUGUGCAGACAGUCCCUGUAGGAACAGGGCCACAUGCCAAGACAACCCUCAAGGUCCCCGCUGUCUCUGCCCCUCUGGCUACACAGGAAGCAGCUGCCAGACGCUGGUGGACCCCUGUGCCCAGGAGCCCUGCCCACCCACCUCCCGCUGCCUGCAGAACGGGGCCUCCUUCCAGUGCCUGUGCCUCCAGGGCUGGACCGGGCCUCUCUGUGGCAUCCCCCUAUCUGCCUGCCAGAAGGCUGCACUGAGCCAAGGCGUAGAGGUCUCUGCCUUGUGCCAGAAUGGAGGCCUCUGCAUGGACAGCGGUGCCUCCCACUUCUGCCACUGCCCGCCGGGCUUCCAGGGCAGCUGGUGCCAGCACCGUGCAAACCCCUGUGAGUCUGGGCCUUGCCACAACGGGGCCACCUGUGUGGCCCAGACGGGCGGAUACCACUGCCAGUGCACCCCGGGCUACAGUGGAGAGAACUGCUCAGAGGAACUCAGCGCCUGUCAGUCCCAGCCCUGUCACAACCACGGAACCUGCACCCCCAGGUCUGGAGGCUUCCACUGUACCUGCCCUGCAGGGUUCGUGGGGCUGCGCUGUGAGGGGGACGUGGAUGAGUGUCUGGAUCGGCCUUGUCACCCCACCGGCACGGCAGCCUGCCGCUCACUGGCCAACGCCUUCCACUGCGACUGUCUGCCUGGACACACAGGCCAGAGGUGUGAGGUGCAGAUUGACCCCUGCCAGAGCCAGCCUUGCUCCCACGGGGGCUCCUGCCAGGCCACAGCAGGACCAGCCCCGGGGUUCACCUGCAGCUGUCCCAAGGGUUUUGAAGGCCCCACCUGCAGCCACAGAGCUCCCUCCUGCGGCCCCCACCACUGCCACCACGGAGGCCUCUGCCUGCCCUCCCCUAAGCCGGCCUCCCCACCCCGCUGUGCCUGCCUCGAUGGUUUUGGGGACCCCGACUGCCUGACCCCACCAGCCUCCCAAGGCUGCGGCCCCCCGAACCCCUGCCUGCACAAUGGAAGCUGCUCCGAGACCCCUGCGCUGGGGGGACCAGGCUUCCGGUGCUCCUGCCCCCCAGACUCUCCAGGGCCACGGUGCCAAAAGCCGGGAGCCAAGGGCUGUGAAGGCAGAGGAGGAGAUGGGGCCUGUGACGCGGGCUGCAGUGGCCCCAGUGGAGCCUGGGACGGAGGAGACUGUGCCCUGGGGGUCCCAGACCCAUGGAAGGGCUGCCCCCGCCACUCCCAGUGCUGGCUUCUCUUCCGGGAUGGGCAGUGCCACCCGCAGUGCAACUCGGAAGAGUGUCUGUUUGACGGCUAUGACUGUGAGCCACCUCCUACCUGCAACCCGGCCUAUGACCAGUACUGCCAAGACCACUUCAACAACGGGCACUGCGAGAAGGGCUGUGACACGGCAGAAUGUGGCUGGGACGGGGGUGACUGCAGGCCCGAGCAGGGGGCCUCAGCGUGGGGGCCCUCCCUGGCCCUGCUGGUGGUGCUGAGAGCUCCAGCGCUGGACCAGCAGCUGCUUCACCUGGCCCGGGUGCUGUCCCUGACUCUGCGGGUGGGGCUGUGGGUGAAGAAGGAUCCAGAAGGCAGGGAUAUGGUGUUCCCCUACCCUGGGGCCCAGGCCGAGGCGGUGCUGAGAGGAAGUGGGGAGCCCUCCCCCCAGGAAAGCACAGCCCCGCACCUCCAGCCCCCAGGCCAGGACACAGACUCCCUUGGCUCUGGGUUCGUGGUGGUGAUGGGCAUGGAUCUGUCCCGCUGCGGCGGCCCCGAUCAGCCCACGUCCCGCUGUCCCUGGGACCCCGGGCUCCUGUUCCGCUUCCUUGCUGCAACAGUCGCUGUGGGGGCCCUGGAGCCCCUGCUGCCCGGUGCCCUGCUGGCCGUGCAUCCCAGCACCGGCACAGCACCCCCCACUCGCCAGCUUCCCUGGCUUGUGCUGUGCUCGCCAGUGGUCGGGGUGCUGCUCCUGGCCCUCGGGGCUCUCCUGGUCCUACAGCUCAUCCGCCGCCGUAGACGCCGAGAGCAUGGGGCCCUCUGGCUGCCUCCAGGUUUCAUCCGGAAGCCUCGGACCCAGCAGGCUCCGCACCGCCGCCGGCCGCCGCUGGGCGAGGAUAGCAUUGGCCUCAAGGCACUGAAGCCAGAGGCUGAAGUUGAGGAGGAUGGAGUGGUUAUGUGCACAGGCCCGGAGGAGGGAGAGGAGGCUGAAGAAACGGCCCCACCUCCCAAAUGCCAGCUCUGGCCACUGAACAGCAGGUGUGGGGAGAUCCCUCAGGUAGCUAUGCUGACCCCGCCCCAGGAGGCCUCUGAUGUGGACACCUUCGGACCUGAUGGGGUGACACCCCUCAUGUCGGUAGUCUGCUGCGGGGGAGUGGAGUCUAGAACCUUUCAGGAGGCGUGGCUGCGAAGUCCUGAGCACUGGGAACUUCUGCUGGACGGAGGGGUCUGUCCCCAGCCCCACACCGUGGGUACCCAGGAGACCCCCCUACACCUAGCUGCCCGAUUCUCCCGGCCAACUGCUGCCCGCCGCCUCCUGGAGGCCGGAGCCAACCCCAAUGCGCCAGACCAGGCAGGGCGCACUCCGCUGCACACCGCUGUGGCCGCUGAUGCCAGGGAGGUCUGCCAGCUCCUGCUCAGCAGCCGACUGACUGCAGUAGACGCUCGAAGUGAGGACGGGACCACACCCUUGAUCCUAGCGGCCAGGCUGGCGGUGGAAGACCUGGUUGAAGAACUGAUUGCAGCGCGAGCAGACGUGGGAGCCAGAGAUAAAUGGGGGAAAACCGCGCUGCACUGGGCCGCCGCUGUCAACAACACCCGGGCCGCCCGCUCCCUUCUACAAGCUGGAGCUGAUAAGGACGCGCAGGACAGCAAGGAGCAGACGCCACUGUUUCUGGCGGCUCGGGAAGGCGCAGUGGAGGUAGCCCAGCUGCUGCUCGGACUAGGGGCGGCCCGUGGGCUGCGGGACCACGCUGGACUGGCGCCGAGGGACAUUGCUCGCCAGCGUAACCACUGGGAUCUGCUAACGCUACUGGAAGGGGUGGGGCCGGCGGAGGCGCGUCACAAAGCGGCGCCAGGUCGCGAGGCCGGAGCCUUCCCGCGCGCGCGCACCGCGUCAGCAAGCGCGCCUCCGCGCGGGGGCAGGGUCCUGCCGCGUAGCCGGACGCUGUCAGUCGGAGCCCGCCCCCGCGGUUUCAGGGCCUGUGCGCACGCGCGGACCUCCUCCGGAGACGUGGCCGCGCGGAGAGGCGGGGCCUACGCACGCUGCCGGAGCCCGUCUGGUGCUGGUGCUCUGGGCGGCCGGAGGUGGUCUGCGGACUCGCGCGCGCCCCGGUCCGGCCAUGAAGCGACGCGAGGACGACCCAGGCCCCCGGCCGGUCUCGGGGAUUUGGCCUCCGCGGCCGACCAGCCCUGUGAUUGGGUGACCUUGGGAGCCUGCUGCCCCACCGCCAGCUCUCCGAUGCCGCCCCUGUGCCUUACGCCUUCCCCCGAGCGGGGAUCCCCGCACGUUGCGUGGGGUUUGCCUGUCCACCAAGUCAUGCCCUUAAACCCAGGACUAGAUGGUCAAAAAUAGACUUUGUGAAUGGAAUUGUAAAAAUGAUUGCCCAUUAAAUGGCCAAUCUGGAAAGCCCUCCAGACUAGAACUACGCUCCAAAUCUAGCUCAGAGGAGUCCUGAGUUAAAUUUCCCUCCGGAAAUCAGCAUAUGCCCAACAGGAAAGAUGUCCUCUUCCCACUUAGGAAAACUGCAGCGCUGGAAAAAGGGUUUAGGAUGCCGAGAUGAGGCUCCGUCCCUCUCCUAGAAAACAGGAUAAGAGGCUGAAAGACAAAUUGGAGCGGGAGAAGGAUCCCUUAUGCUGGGAUCCUGGGAGCCUGGAACUGCCCUCUCUUCCAUUCACGGUUCCCAAAGGCCUCCCCUACCAUCCAUCGCCCCCACUGCGGCCCGCAAACGGCUGCCAGAUAUGGGAACCUAUGCUGAACCUAGGGUGCCUGAAGGCUGCUCUGUUAACACCUUGCUCUGCCUUUACAAAAGCCACUGUUCUGGCCAUCGCCAUCUCUUAAAGAUCCUUAGUCUGUCACCUAUAAAAAAGUUAAUUUGAA